This is a messenger RNA of Hirsutella rhossiliensis, 1029 nucleotides long. Its product is annotated as beta-lactamase domain-containing protein. The record is from RefSeq and is a predicted model, not a curated record. NCBI's taxonomy places the organism in Eukaryota, Fungi, Ascomycota, Sordariomycetes, Hypocreales, Ophiocordycipitaceae. The transcript is spliced from 4 exons. Bases 1 to 1029 code for a protein of 342 amino acids.
AUGAUUUGCCCCUGCUGGUUCCUCAGCACCGCCGUUAUCAUUGCGUCUUUGCAGUCACUAGGGAACGGGGCCAUGGCUGGACAGGGACAGAAGCCACUCACCUUGGCGUCUAUUGGCGAAAAAGACUUCAACGCGCGUUCUCCCUUCACUCAAGACUUCAAUGUCGUUGCAAACGAUAUCUUGGAGCAGUGGAAGGUCCCCGGCAUGUCUAUUGCCAUCGUCGACGGUCAUGACGUCUUUGCCAAGGGUUUUGGACUUGCAACUCUUCCGGAUACGCCAUCGACGCCAGAAACGCUCUUCUACGUUGGGUCAACGACCAAGGCUCAAACUGCUGCUCUGAUGGCACAGCUAAUCGACUCUAAGGCUUAUCCGGCCUUAUCUCGGGGCUGGUCAACACCAAUCUCGUCGAUUCUUCGUGACGAUUUUCUUCUGCAGGAUGAAUGGGCAACUAGUCAUAUUACUCUUGAUGACGCUGCUAGCCACCGAACAGGCAUGGCUGCCCACGAUAACUCAUGGCAUCGCGAAAUCAACGGCUCAAAGGCCUCUCUACAGGAUAUUGUCCGAGGCCUCCAUGUGAAUCAAAUACUGAAAGAACAUGCGAGGGAUAUGCAGUGUGAUAUUCAGAAGGCAGAUGAUAUCCUCUUUCCGGAGAGACCAAAAUACCCAUAUCCACCAUCGGUCAUCCUAAGCGAACUCACCGGCUUUUAUUCCAACCUAGGAUACGGGCGGUUCAACCUCGUCCAACAACAGCUCUCAGCCAAUUCAGACCAGACCGUUCUGGUUGCUGACCGAACAGAGCUGUUAUGGGCGCAGCAAUGGCGCCUACGUCACGUAUCUGGCAAUUACUGGACCUUGUACAGCAAGAUGCUGCUAGGUAUCAACACAGUCACAAGAUUUUAUGCCGCAGAGUUCAAGAUUGGCGUCAGUGGAAAGGUCACUGGUCUGGAGGUUUCUAUGUACGACAGGUAUGGAGGCGUCGAUGAGGGCACGGUGCUGUUCCAUAAAGUCGGGGGAAACACGGACGGUUGA